Galeopterus variegatus (Sunda flying lemur) is the source of this 5973-nucleotide messenger RNA. RefSeq names its product protein tyrosine phosphatase, receptor type, O (gene PTPRO). The record is from RefSeq and is a predicted model, not a curated record. Gene Ontology annotation, biological process: regulation of glomerular filtration; axon guidance; peptidyl-tyrosine dephosphorylation involved in inactivation of protein kinase activity. Gene Ontology annotation, molecular function: protein tyrosine phosphatase activity; cadherin binding; Wnt-protein binding. The transcript is spliced from 27 exons. Gene Ontology annotation, cellular component: plasma membrane; glutamatergic synapse; GABA-ergic synapse. The annotation marks the transcript as partial. Lineage: Eukaryota; Metazoa; Chordata; Mammalia; Dermoptera; Cynocephalidae.
GUACCUACAGCGGUUUUAACAGUUGUUGUAAAAGGCCUCAAAGAGAUGCUGAUCUUCUUUGUUAUGCCAGCAGGAAGAGGCAGAAAAGCUGGGACACCUUCAUCACCACCCAAGCCAGUGUUCCCCAGGGCAGCACUUUUACGAGCAAGUGCUUUAACAAAGGGCAAUGUGAAAUGUGAACGCAGCGCCACUAAUGCUACAACUUUCCAUGCAACUGUCCAAGACGAUAAUAGCAUCGUCAUCUCUUUAGAAGCUUCGGAUGUCAUCAGUCCAGCAUCUGUGUAUGUUGUGAAGAUAACUGGUGAAUCCAAAAAUUAUUUCUUUGAAUUUGAGGAAUUCAACAGCACUUUGCCUCCUCCUGUUAUCUUUAAAGCCAGUUAUCAUGGCCUUUAUUAUAUAAUUACUUUGGUAGUGGUGAAUGGAAACGUGGUUACCAAGCCAUCCAGAUCAAUCACGGUGUUGACAAAACCUCUACCUGUAACCAGUGUUUCGAUAUAUGACUAUAAACCUUCUCCUGAAACAGGAGUUCUGUUUGAAAUUCAUUAUCCAGAAAAAUAUAAUGUUUUCACAAGAGUAAACAUAAGCUACUGGGAAGGUAAAGACUUCCGGACAAUGCUAUACAAAGAUUUCUUUAAAGGAAAAACAGUAUUUAAUCACUGGCUUCCAGGAAUAUGUUAUAGUAAUAUCACCUUCCAGCUAGUAUCUGAGGCAAGUUUUAAUAAAAGUACCCUCGUGGAGUGCAGUGGUGUUAGUCAUGAACCCAAACAGCAUAGAACUGCCCCUUAUCCACCUCGAAACAUUUCUGUUCGUAUUGUAAACUUGAACAAAAACAACUGGGAAGAACAGAGUGGCAGUUUCCCAGAUGAAUCAUUCAUGAGAUCACGAGAUACAAUAGGAAAGGACAAACUCUUCCAUUUUACAGAUGAAACUCCAGAAACUCCCUCUGGCAACAUUUCUUCUGGUUGGCCUGAUUUGAACAGCAGUGACAAUGAAACUACAUCCCAGCCAUACUGGUGGGACAGUGCAUCUGCAACUCCUGAAAGUGAAGAUGACUUCGUCAGUGUACUUCCCACGGAAUACGAAAAUAACAAUACACUCAGCGAGACUGAGAAGUCAGCAUCAGGCUCUUUCUCUUCUUUCCCUGUGCAAAUGAUAUUGAGCUGGUUACCUCCAAAACCACCCACUGCCUUUGAUGGGUUCCAUAUUCAUGUAGAAAGAGAAGAGAACUUUACUGAAUAUUUGACAGUGGAUGAAGAAACGCAUGAAUUUGUUGCAGAACUGAAGGAGCCUGGGAAAUACAAGUUAUCUGUGACAACCUUCAGUUCCUCGGGAUCGUGUGAAACUCGAAGAAGUCAGUCCGCAAAAUCACUCAGCUUUUAUAUCAGUCCUUCAGGAGAGUGGAUUGAAGAGUUGACUGAGAAGCCCCAGCAUGUGACCGUGCAUGUUUUAAGCUCAACCACUGCCUUGAUGUCCUGGACAUCUUCCCAAGAGAACUACAACAGCACCAUUGUGUCUGUGGUGUCGCUGACCUGCCAGAAACAGAAGGAGAGCCAGAGGCUUGAAAAGCAGUACUGCACCCAGGUGAACUCGAGCAAAGCUAUUAUUGAAAAUCUGGUUCCUGGUGCCCAGUAUCAGGUUGUGAUGUACCUAAGAAAAGGCCCUUUGAUUGGACCACCUUCAGAUCCUGUGACGUUUUCCAUUGUUCCUACUGGAAUAAAGGAUUUAAUGAUCUAUCCCUUGGGUCCUACAGCAGUGGUUCUGAGCUGGACCAGACCUUACUUAGGAGUGUUCAGAAAAUAUGUGGUCGAAAUGUUUUAUUUCAACCCUGCAACGAUGACAUCAGAGUGGACGACCUACUAUGAAAUAGCAGCGACUGUCUCCUUAACUGCAUCAGUGAGAAUAGCUAACCUGUUGCCAGCCUGGUACUACAACUUUCGGGUUACCAUGGUGACAUGGGGAGACCCAGAAUUGAGCUGUUGUGACAGUUCCACCAUAAGCUUCAUCACAGCCCCAGUGGCUCCAGAAAUCACUUCUGUGGAAUAUUUCAACAGUCUGUUAUACAUCAGUUGGACAUAUGGGGAUGACACAACUGACCUGUCCCAUUCUAGAAUGCUACACUGGAUGGUUGUUGCAGAAGGAAAGAAGAAAAUUAAAAAGAGUGUAACACGCAAUGUCAUGACUGCAAUUCUCAGUUUGCCUCCAGGAGACAUCUACAACCUCUCAGUAACUGCUUGCACUGAAAGAGGAAGUAAUACCUCUUUGCUCCACCUUGUCAAGCUAGAACCAGCUCCUCCCAAGUCACUCUUUGCAGUGAACAAAACUCAGACUUCAGUGACUUUGCUGUGGGUGGAAGAAGGAGUGGCUGAUUUCUUUGAAGUCUUCUGUCAGCAAGUUGGCUCCAGUCGGGAAACCAAACUCCAGGAACCAAUUGCUGUUUCUUCUCAUGUCGUGACCAUCUCCAGCCUCCUCCCUGCCACUGCCUACAACUGUAGUGUCACCAGCUUUAGCCAUGACAGCCCCAGUGUUCCUACAUUCAUAGCCGUCUCAACAAUGGUUACAGAGAUGAAUCCUAACGUGGUGGUAAUCUCAGUGCUGGCCAUCCUUAGCACACUCUUAAUCGGACUGCUGCUUGUCACCCUUGUCAUUCUUAGGAAAAAGCAUCUGCAGAUGGCUAGGGAAUGUGGAGCUGGAACAUUUGUCAACUUUGCAUCCUUGGAGAGAGAUGGAAAGCUUCCAUACAACUGGCGUAGGAGUAUAUUUGCUUUCUUAACCCUGCUACCCUCAUGUCUUUGGACUGAUUAUCUUUUGGCAUUUUAUAUUAAUCCUUGGAGUAAAAACGGUUUAAAGAAGAGGAAACUGACUAACCCGGUUCAACUGGAUGACUUUGAUGCCUACAUCAAGGACAUGGCCAAAGACUCUGACUAUAAAUUUUCUCUGCAGUUUGAGGAGUUGAAAUUAAUUGGACUGGACAUUCAUGACUUUAGCCGAGUGAGAUUAGUCUCCAUGAAUGAAGAGGAAGGUGCAGACUACAUCAAUGCCAACUAUAUUCCAGGAUACAACUCACCACAGGAAUAUAUUGCCACCCAGGGGCCGCUGCCUGAAACCAGAAAUGACUUCUGGAAGAUGGUCCUACAACAGAAAUCUCAGAUGAUUGUCAUGCUCACUCAGUGUAAUGAGAAGAGGAGGGUGAAAUGUGACCAUUACUGGCCGUUCACAGAAGAACCUAUAGCUUACGGAGACAUCACCGUGGAGAUGAUUUCCGAGGAAGAGCAGGACGACUGGGCCUGUAGACACUUCCGGAUCCACUACGCUGAUGAGAUGCAGGAUGUGAUGCAUUUUAACUAUACUGCGUGGCCUGAUCACGGUGUGCCCACAGCAAAUGCUGCAGAAAGUAUCUUGCAGUUUGUAUACAUGGUCCGACAGCAAGCUACCAAGAGCAAAGGCCCCAUGAUCAUUCACUGCAGUGCCGGAGUGGGACGGACGGGAACAUUCAUCGCUCUGGACAGGCUCUUGCAGCACAUCCGGGAUCAUGAGUUUGUCGACAUUUUAGGGCUGGUGUCAGAAAUGAGGUCAUACCGGAUGUCUAUGGUACAGACAGAGGAGCAGUACAUCUUCAUCCAUCAGUGCGUGCUGCUGAUGUGGACGAAGAAGAAGCAGCAGUUCUGCAUCAGCGAUGUCAUAUAUGAGAAUGUCAGCAAGUCCUAGCUCAGGAUCGCAGCAGAGAGGACGUGAUGUGCACCCAUCCUCCCUUGCUUCCACAGUUUUAUGGGGGCCCCUGCUAGUCAUUUUGCUGCAAAGAGCCCUCGCUUUGUAGUAUGUGGCCAGGAGAUAAUAUAUCUCAUAGAAGCACCGGGAAGACUUAGCCUUAAAGAGCCUACAGUGUCUUUUGGACUUUUUCACUUCUGGACAUUUAAUGAUGGACCAAAUUCAACAGAACACCAGAAAGGUCAAGACGCUUUGCAAAGGGCAGGAAGUACAGCAUUUCUGAAGAGUUUGGUUGGCCCUUUGCUAGUUGGGCUGAGUUUUUUGUGUUUUUAUAAGUGCAAUAAUUUUUGUAUGUGUGUGAUUUUAUCAGAAAGUUGUAUUGUUUUGCCCACACCACUGUUCAACCCCAUAGCCCAGGAAGGAACAGGCAUUGCUAGUAUCAAAUUAUACCUCACUAUUAAUAAGAGGCAUGGCCACACAUGAAGAAAUGGGAAUUCUGCUUCUAGGAAAUUGAACCAACAUUGUCUGCACCCCAACGUUAAGCUACAGGGUCAGGAGCGGGGAGGGAAGACAGGGAAGAAAGAGGGGGCUUCUACCCACAGGUCAACCGCGUAUCUUUUCCUACUGCAAAUAUGAAAAGCUGUAAGUCAACCUCAAAGUAGAGUAGAAAAAAUAUUUGUCUUAGUUGUUCUAGUUCUUGAUGGUUUUCUUCCUUAUUAACAGUUGGGUGUUUCUUCCUUGGCCCUUUUGGACUAAUGUCACUGUCGAGGUUCUUGUUCAAAAACGAGACCUGGUUCAGAAAUUUCAAGUCUGACUCUUUAAACUCCGUUGCUGUCUGAGCAGUCUUGGUGCCUAGAUUCUGCAUUCCGUCUUCUGUUGACCUGCAUACAUGUGAGAGCCACUUCUUUGAGAACUAUAGGCUCUGAAAAUGCACUUUCUUUCCCCCAGAGAGCUGGGAAUUUAUGGUUACAACAAUGAACUGCAGCAUGCUAGGACAAUUAUUUGGCUACAAUUUUUGGUAAUAUUGUCAAGUGUCUCUCUGGAUUCCAACAGAGAUUUCAUUUCAUUUUGUUUUCUUUUUGGUUGUCAGUUUCACUUUAACCAGUGUAACUAGUAACGUUUUAUUCUUUGGAUUUUGUAUAAUUACAGUACAUGGUUGUGUAUUGUGACAUGAAUGCUGUCAAAACGGACAGUGAGGGCAUCGUGAAGCCUGUUUCUUUGUGUCACUUCCUGAGAAAUAAGAGGUGAUGGUAUCGAUAUACAAAGGAAGACAUUUUGAGUUGCAAGUAAACCCGAGCUGGCUGCUUCACUGUGGCAAUGUGGCUGUUGGGAGCCUUCUUGUAUGUGCUUCCAGGACACCUGGCUCCUCUCUGUGUAUCUGAUCACUGCCCUUUCCCCUGGCUUCUCUCCAUUCCUGAUCAUCUUCAUGAAGCCGUGUAUAUAGGAUCAGUGUAAUAUCUUACCAGUGACCUUAGUGAUGGUGAAGGAUGCCAGAUGAACAGCUCUGCACCCCACCGUGUCUUGUCACUGAGAAGGCCUGGCCACAGCAGAGCUUGGCAAAGUUCCUUGCAAGACCUGGCCAGCAAGUCUCGCUUUCGCCUUGCAGGGUGAAUGGCAGAGGAUGUCCAUCCCCCGCAGGCCAACAGCCUGGACUCCUCAGGGAUCCUCAGUUUUCACUCACCUCCCUUCCUCCACUUCUUGCCUCCCUCAUGCCACCUCCUCCUCUUCUCACCCCCACUCCUUUACUUCCCUUCUUGCACAUUUUAAUAAUAUAUCACACCAUUCUUGGGGACAAACAUGGUUAUAGAAAGGUGGCAAACCUAUGUAUGACAUUCUUAGACUUCACACAGGGCAGGAGUGAAGUGCACAACCUUGGAAGAGCCAAUAUGAUGCACAGGUCAGCUGGAAUACGUUUCCAACACUGCCACGCAGACACUUACAGAAGUUUUGCAGCCCAGAACACUACUUCCCAUGAAACAAAGCACUUCAUAAAUAUUUCCUGUUUUUCUUGAGUACUUCAUCAAAGUGGGAUCAAAUAGUGCCAGAUCAAUUUUCCCAAAAGAAAAGAUGAAGUAUCCAGAUCAUUCCUUCAGGGGUCUCCAAAGUCAUUACUAUGUUUAUUAGGACACUGAUACUCCACAACUCCACAAUUUGUAAAGCUUUUGGUGGAAGAAGCAUCAAUGUAUCACAAGACUUGAGCAUUAAUCCUGAUAAUGACUUUGGAACUUAACUCUGCUGAGUUCCAGUUAAUAAAUUGAAUAAAACCUA